Bombyx mori (domestic silkworm) is the source of this 3770-nucleotide messenger RNA. RefSeq names its product tigger transposable element-derived protein 4-like. Gene Ontology annotation, cellular component: nucleus. Bases 182 to 811 code for a protein of 209 amino acids. Gene Ontology annotation, molecular function: DNA binding. NCBI's taxonomy places the organism in Eukaryota, Metazoa, Arthropoda, Insecta, Lepidoptera, Bombycidae. The transcript is spliced from 2 exons. The record is from RefSeq and is a predicted model, not a curated record.
GUCAGUCUGUGUUGCGUCCACAUCGUCAGUUACCAGCAUGACAUCUGACGACACAUACUAAUCACUUGUGUGUUACAUGAGUGUGAAAGAUCUAUCUGAAAUAGUUCAAUUUUAAGACAAAUAAAAUGUCAUAUCCUCUUAUAGGCAGUAAAAGUAUGUUGUCUUAAAGUUGGACUGCAACAUGCAUAUUGAGCAUGCCAUCUUGGCUUUUGGUGUUGGGAAAAGAGCGAUGCAAAUAUACAGUCAAACCUGGCGAAGGAAGGUUCUGUUCUGCAUCAUGUCAAAACGGAAAAUUAAAGUACUGUCAUUAAGUGAUAAACUUAAAAUAGUGAAUGCAUUUGAAUCCGGAAAAUCGCGAAAUGAAAUUCAGAGGGAGUUUAAUUUACCAGAAUCCACCUAUUAUAAAAUUAUAAAAUCAAAAGACUCUAUAAAGUGUGAGUGCUCUGAUGGACAUGGAAAUAUUAAGAGGGCUAAAGUUUCUGAAUUUCCCAAUAUCGAAAAGUGCCUUUUGGAAUGGAUAAAACAAACUCUCGAUAAGAAUACUCCGAUAAAUGGACCUCUGUUGAAAAAAAAAUCAAAAGAGUUUGCUACAAAACUGGGAAUCCAGAACUUUUCUGCUAGCAACGGCUGGUUAGAGGGUUUUAAAAGGCGUCAUGAUGUAGCUUUCAAAAAAGCAGCUGGGAAAAGUAAAUCUGUGGACCAAGGUGUGUGCAACCACUGGACUGAAGAUCUCCCAAAUCUUUUAGAAGGGUAUGAACCAGACGAUAUUUAUAACGCGUAUGAAACUGCAUUGUUAAUACGCUUUUAUUAGCUUUAGACGUAUGUAUGUUAGUAUGAAACGGAAUCUUUGAGCAUGAUUUUGACCCCCUUCAAAACGUCGGAUUAACUCGAAAUUUGGUAUACUUGAUAAGGGCCGACGAUAAUUCAAAAUUAAAAAAAAAAUUGAAGAAAUUGAAAUACAAGUAAAAAAUGAAAAAUAAAUAAAAAUAAGUUCUAAAUAAAAUAAAAUUACAUAGUGCCAUGAAUUUUUGUUUCGUUUUCGUUAGCAUAUUGAUACCUACCCUUAUAAAGUACUUAUAUGUCGAGAUCUAAUGAACUUAACACAAUAUAUAUGUACAUAAGAUAUGUUGUGCAUAUUAUGCACAUAAAUUUAUCAUAUUACAUAUUUACUACAUUCGUACUUGCUACGUCUUGUUAUGGCUGCGUAGGUACCUCUAUAAGAGAGAAACGCUACGCUCUGCAUUAGCGAGAAACUCGGGUUAGUGAGAAACUUUGAUUAACGUGUAUAUAAUCAAAGGUGAGAAACCUCUAUAAACGAGAAUGAGAUUGUGCUCCCUUGAACUCUCGCUUAUCCAAGUUUGAAUGUGUAUAAUUAAAGCCAAUGUUGCAUGUAUAAUUGGACCCAUAUCAUUAUGAAAUUUAAGAUGUAGAUUAAUUAUAAUGUCAACAAAAGGUGUAUUUUUGAAAAUAGUGUGACUAAAGAAUUAAAAUAAAUAGUUACAAAAAUUGCUAUAGAUAGGAAAACAAGCACUAUUAAAUUAAAUGAGUGGUACUGUCUCCUGCCUAAAACAAAAAAAUUGUAACUGUAAAAUUCAACAAUUUUUUUUUUUCAAUAUAAGGGGGAAUUGAAAUGAUUGCAAAUUAAAAACGAAAUCGGUUCAUCAAAUGCAACGUUAGCUGGCAGAUUAUACGAUAUAAUGAACUCUAGAGCGUCAGCACUCUCAGAAAAUCACCCUUCAUAAAGAUUUCCAUUCAUUUACCUUCCUUUUUUAGUUGUAAAGACACUUUCAUUUUAAAAUACCCUGACGUAUCGUUCAUAGUCAACACUUCUUGAGAAUUCGUGUCGUGUCGAGACAAAAAAAAAAAAAAAUUUUUUUUUCUUGAUUGAUUAAUCAUCUACUAUAUGAUUUGAAAUCUUUGAUGAUAAAACUAUUUACAUUAAAAAAAUUCGACGAAUGUUUUGAGUUUUUGGGACAGCGAUUGACGUGAUUGGUGGUUCCGGGAUUCUCUGUAUUAAAAUUAUCUUUUGAUUGAUUUAUUGAAACGUGCCGAUUGUGCUUUUAGAGAAAACAAUAAAGAAGUAAAAAAGUAAGUGCAUACUUUCAUAUUUAUGUAUUUUUCUGAUAAUUUAAAUUUUGGCAUCCACCUUGCUACCCGGUCAGUAGUUAGGUAGAUUUAGAAAUGCUAGUAUAGUGUUCGCUCAUGUGGCCCGCAUUCCCAUAAACUUUCUCCAGGUCAUCCAAUCCCGUUUUUGCAGGGUAGCCGUCGGAGCACUAUGGUGCGUCAGGAAUGUUGACUUGUAUGACAACCUAAAUUUAAAACCGAACGUAAGUAUCUUAAGGUGGCGCCAGAAUGCUACUUCGACAAGUGACGUGAUGACAUGAUAGUUCUCUUAUCGUGACCGUUGCUAAUUACUUUUCUGACUCAGGCGACGGGGCAACGCAAAGCCGCCGUAGCCCGAAACAUGUCUUGUCGGAUUCCCCGGAUCCAAUCGGCGCUUUUAGGGCCCUAAAGCACCGGUCACCGUCCGAUUAGGCCGAAGAGUUCGACGAGCAAACUAACCCAGAGUUUCUCGCCGGGUCUUCUGAGUGGGUCGCGUUUCCUAUCCGGUGGUAGAUUUUGCGAAGCACUGCUCUGGCUAGGGCUAGUGUUAGCAACACCUCCGGUUUGAGCUCCGAGAGCUCACCUACAUGCUAGGGUAACGCUGAUAUAGCCUCUCAAGGCUAUCAGCAUGGGUAGGGGAAAAAAAUAUACUAGUGAAUAGAUGGGGAUUUUUUUUUGUAAUAAAUUUAAUAGAUAUUAUAUUUUAGAUUAACAAAGCUUAAACGCUUAUUGUCAUCACGUCAAGCGGGCGCGAUGCUGGCACCAUUGAAGAUGAGGAAGCAAUAUCGAUAAAUCGUUAAACAAUACGAUCGUUUGUGUUGCGAUGCGACUGCAAGCUGGGGCGAAUUUCAUUUUUGAUUACGUAUAAACAGGAAGAAUAGAAUGUAGAUUCAUGAGAGUCGGUUGAGGAUAUUCGUUCAUUCCAGAGCAGGUUUUAAACGACCAAGGCCUUUCUUCAACAGUUUUUUUACUUCAAGCACCAUAGAGUCAGGCGAAGACGAUGCAUCGUUUUCAAUAAUAAUAUUUUGUAUUGAAGUCGUUUUCAGAAAAAUACGACGAGGCUCCCCUGGUACUUAGCACCCCAUCAAGACCUUCCUCUAGCCGGAUAAGACCAAGUUGUACCCUAGUGACUAAUUGAGAUGCUUCAAUAAAGCUUUGAGAAGAAACAACAUUUUGGUUAUUAAUAAAAUAUUACCGAAUAAUAUUAUUAAAAAAACUAAUCAAUGUAUUAUUAAGAAGUUCUAAGACCUCUUUUAAAAAAACGCGAAAUGGUUUCGAAUACUCCUAUAUAAAAUGUUUUAGUUUCCGAAAGGAUUUCCUCGAAUUCUGUCUUUCCUUGCUCUGAUCAACGUUUUAGCACUAAAAGUACGUAGACGGCCAGAACUUGGUUGUUGCAAACGGGCUUCGUUUUUUCCUAUCAAUCGCUCGGUGCACGUGCACUUGACUAAUCCGAAGCGAACGAAGAAAUAAAAUAAAAAUGGUACGCGUGCAACUUGUUGUACGUGAAAGAAGUGAAACUUCUUUUGCGGUGUUUAGUAUUGUGGUUUUCAUCAUUUUUCAUCCUUAAAUAUUUAUUUUCUUGUAAUAGGAGGGAAUGCUGUGAAUAAGAGAAACGACCUAGCUUGCUUUGUCCUUUCAUCUUUUUCUUCUCUCCACGGUCGAGUGGU